Molecule: messenger RNA, 1543 nt
Organism: Erigeron canadensis
Lineage: Eukaryota; Viridiplantae; Streptophyta; Magnoliopsida; Asterales; Asteraceae
Product: glucan endo-1,3-beta-glucosidase 8-like
Exons: 2
Coding region: 68-1504 (478 amino acids)
Biological process (GO): carbohydrate metabolic process
Cellular component (GO): plasma membrane
Molecular function (GO): hydrolase activity, hydrolyzing O-glycosyl compounds
Source: RefSeq, a predicted model, not a curated record
ACAUUUGGUCCACCCAUCUUGACCUUUUUUAGUAGCCUCAACAAAUAUUGGUGGACUCUCUCGAACCAUGGCUCGAGCCAUGGUCUUGAUCAUAUGGGCGUACCAUUGGUUUCUUUUAGCCACCAUUACGUGCGUAAAUGGUCUAGGCGUGAAUUGGGGUACUCAAGCAUCAACACCCUUGGAUCCUAAGUAUAUCGUCCAAAUGCUUAAAGACAAUAAGAUCAAGAAGGUGAAGCUUUUUGAUUCAGACCAUUGGACCGUUAGCCACUUUGCUGGGACAGGAAUAGAAGUCAUGCUCGGUAUCCCUAACCUUCAUCUCAAAAAGUUUAGCAAGGAUUAUGAUGCUGUCCAAGAUUAUGUUAGGGAAAAUGUUACCGAUCAUUUGCGUGAUCAUGGAGGUGUUAAUAUCAAGUAUAUAGCAGUUGGAAAUGAACCAUUUUUGAAAGCAUACAAAGGAGCCUUUGAGAAAACUAUUUUUCCAGCCCUAAAAAACGUACAAAAGGCACUAAAUGAAGCUGGGCUAGGAAAAAAAAUCAAAUCCACAAUUCCUCAAAAUGCAGAUGUUUAUGAUUCUGGUUCACAAGGGCCAUCAGCAGGAAAUUUCAGGCAAGAUAUCAGAGAUGUAAUGGUUCAAAUAUCGAGAUUUCUCGACCAAAACAACUGCCCUUUUAUGGUAAACAUAUACCCUUUCCUUAGCCUCUACGAAAACGAUGAUUUUCCAAUGGAGUUUGCUUUCUUUGAUGGCGGGGGACAAGGUGUUCAAGACGGAAACAUUAGAUACACGAAUAUGUUAGACGCUAACCUUGACACAUUAACGUAUUCUCUAAAGAAAGCCGGCGUACGCAAGCUUAAAAUCGUUGUAGGAGAAAUAGGAUGGCCAACAGAUGGCCAUAAACAAGCCAAUGUAAAAAUUGCACAAAAGUUCUAUGAUGGAUUGUUAAAGAAACUAGCAACAAACAAAGGAACCCCAUUACAUCCUGGUUACAUUGAAGUUUAUCUUUUUAGUUUAACAGACGAAAACCAAAAAAGUGUCGCACCAGGUUACUUUGAGCGUCACUGGGGGAUUUUUCGGUAUGAUGGACAACCAAAGUUUGCUAUAGAUUUUUCGGGACAAGGUAAUGAAAAGAUGCCGGUGGGUGCGAAAAAUGUGAAGUAUUUAGAUCAUCAAUGGUGUGUUUUGAAUGAAGAUAUGAGGGAUAUGGGUAGAUUGAAGGCUGCAAUGGAUUAUGCAUGUAGUAGGGGUGAUUGCACUAGUCUUUCGUAUGGAUCAACAUGCAAUAAACUUAGUGCAAAUAAGAAUGUAUCAUAUGCAUUCAAUAUGUAUUUUCAAAUGAAUGAACAAAGUGUGGAGGCUUGUGAUUUCAAUGGGGCUGCAAAGCUUACCAAAAAAAAUUAUUCUACCCAAGAGUGUCUUUUCCCUCUUGAGUUAAUGAGUGGUGCAACCAAUAAGCAUCAAGGGAUAACUUUUUUACUUGUUUUAGUUAGCUUAAUGGUGUUAUUCUAAGUAAGGGUAGCUAUCUAGUAGAUAGAUUUUGUUACAGAU